CUAAGGAUCACGCAGUAUCUGACGUGUACAAAAAUCAAAGUGCAUGAUCACUAGUAGGUUAGAUCUUACCAUUGAAUUUAAAACAUUUUUUUAUCACUAAUAAAUCGUGCAAUUAUGCUCGACUUAUUUACUAUAUUUAGUAAAGGUGGAAUUGUGCUUUGGUGUUUUCAAAGUACCUCGCAAAUAUUUGCACCCAGCGUUAAUGCGUUGAUACGAAGUGUCAUAUUGCAAGAACGUACAGGAAAUCAUACGUUUGAAUACGAUUCCCUACGUUUACAGUACAAACUCGAUAAUGAAUUCGAGCUAGUGUUUGUUGUCGCGUACCAGAAAAUAUUACAGUUAUCUUACGUAGAUAAAUUUUUAAACGAUAUUCAUUUGGAAUUCAGAGAUAAAUUUAAAAAUGAAUUGGAGAGGUCCCAGUGGUUUUGUAAUUUUAACUUUCAAAAUAAUUACGAGAAUGUGCUUAUUAUGGCUGAGCAAUGGGCACGAACUCAGGCUAAAUUACCCAAGCAAAUGCGUACAUUCGACGAGAGUCAAAAAUCAAAAAAGACUGUUGCAAGUAUGAUUGAACGGAAGGAUGAGAAAGAUAAUAAGAAACAGGGUAAAAAGAAGAAGGGAGUUGAUACUAAUAAAGACGAUCAAUCAAAAAUUCAAGAGGGUCCAAAGCAGGAUAUAUCGAAUAAUCAGAAUGGAGAAAUAGAUGAAGAGACUUUAAUCGCGAACCGUAUGAAAUUGGUUCAGAAAUUGAAUAGUCAAAAAAAGAAAGUUGAUAAACAAAAAAGCCCUAAACCCGAAAAAGCUGGGAAAAAACCUCGUGUUUGGGAAUUAGGUGGAACCGUUAAAGAUCUUGCUACUCUAGAGCGUACGAAAGAUAAGCCGGAAGAAAGCGGUGAUUAUGUUGCAGCUGAUAAAAGAUUAGUGGGCCAAAUGAAAGGUGGUAUUCGUGACUUGGAAGUUGAUACCGAAUCCGAAGAUGAAUCCGAUCAGGAAAUUGAAACUUUGAAACCGCGAGUAGAAAAAAGGAGCAGUAGUAUGUUCUCGAUGUUCAAGAGCCUGGUUGGCGCGAAGAGCUUGAAACACGAAGACAUGGCCUCGGUUUUAGACAAGCUAAAGGAUCAUUUAAUAUCGAAAAACGUCGCUGCUGACAUUUCUCAGAAAUUAUGUGAUUCCGUCGGCGUGAAACUCGAAGGAAAGGUACUCGGGACAUUCGAGAGCGUGACGAAUACCGUAAAGUCAACGUUAACAGACGCGUUAGUGCAAAUACUUUCUCCAAAAAGACGAGUCGAUAUUUUACGAGACGCAAUGGAAGCGAAAAAAAAUAACAGACCAUACGUGAUGACAUUUUGCGGCGUAAACGGAGUAGGGAAAUCGACUAACUUGGCGAAAAUUUGUUUCUGGCUGAUAGAAAACAAUUUCCGUGUGCUUAUUGCUGCGUGCGAUACAUUUAGAGCUGGUGCAGUUGAACAACUGAGGACACAUAUGCGUCAUUUAAAUGCACUUCAUCCGCCAGAGAAGCACGGGAAUCAAUCUAUGGUGCAAUUAUACGAAAAAGGUUACGGUAAAGAUGCAGCUGGUAUAGCUAUGGAAGCGAUACGGUUUGCUAAGGAUUCAAAAAUCGAUGUAGUGUUGGUAGACACUGCUGGUAGAAUGCAAGAUAACGAACCAUUGAUGAGAGCGUUGGCUAAGUUGAUAAAAGUGAACGAACCGGAUCUAGUACUUUUCGUUGGCGAGGCACUAGUUGGAAACGAAGCUGUCGAUCAAUUAGUGAAAUUCAAUCAAGCAUUAGCUGAUCAUAGUCAAUCCAGCAAUCCUCACAUCAUUGAUGGCAUCGUAUUGACUAAGUUUGAUACAAUCGAUGAUAAGGUAGGCGCAGCGAUUUCUAUGACAUACAUUACCGGACAACCUAUCGUUUUCGUUGGUACUGGACAAACUUAUACAGACCUGAAGUCAUUAAACGCGAAAGCUGUAGUACACGCUCUGAUGAAAUAAUUGUUGAUCGAUUAAUAAAAUAUUACGAUACACCA
This is a messenger RNA of Hylaeus anthracinus, 2024 nucleotides long. It is a transcript of the gene SrpRalpha, whose product is annotated as signal recognition particle receptor subunit alpha homolog. The record is from RefSeq and is a predicted model, not a curated record. Bases 115 to 1989 code for a protein of 624 amino acids. Gene Ontology annotation, cellular component: endoplasmic reticulum membrane; signal recognition particle receptor complex. Gene Ontology annotation, molecular function: ATP hydrolysis activity; signal recognition particle binding; GTPase activity. The transcript is spliced from 8 exons. Lineage: Eukaryota; Metazoa; Arthropoda; Insecta; Hymenoptera; Colletidae. Gene Ontology annotation, biological process: SRP-dependent cotranslational protein targeting to membrane.